CGCUAUCAAAGUGUUAAUAUAUUUCGUCUAAGACACAUCGCUUACGGCUUCAUUUCAAAAAGGAUUACACAUAAACCAUGAGUUUUGCACUUCGGCUACUCAUUCCGGCCAGCUUUUGCUUUUUAGGCCUACAAGCCGGCGCUAUACCAGCGCCUGCACUAAAUUCUAUUUCUGCCAAAUUGUCGUUUCAACCGGAAGGACGCAUUGUGGGCGGCCAACAGGCAGAUAUAACGCAGUAUCCUUACCAAGUAUCCAUACGGCUCGACUCUUCUGUGCUCAUACACAUUUGCGGCGGUUCCAUUUAUGCACCACGUGUCAUUGUUACGGCGGCGCAUUGUCUGAAAGGACGUUACGCUUCGACAAUACGUGUCGUUGCGGGCUCAUCCACGAUCGCCGAUCAGUCGGAGCAGGGUGUGGCUGCGCAGAAACUAAUCUAUCACAGCGGUUAUGUGAAAAAGACGCACACCAAUGAUGUGGGCUUAAUAAUUUUGAAAGAGUCUUUGAUAUAUGACGCCAACGUACAACCCAUUCAAUUGGCACGAUCUUUGGCCGAGGUGGGUGCACACGCCAUCGCUACCGGUUGGGGUAAGAACGAUGAGGAGGCACUACAAAUGACCAAUGUGUUGCAUGCAGUCGAAUUGCAAAUUGUCGAUACGCUGCAAUGUGGUGUGCAAUAUGCCUCGAAGAGUUAUGUCAUCACCGAGGAAAUGAUAUGUGCGGGCGCUGAGAAUGGUGGCAAAGACACUUGCCAAGGAGACUCGGGCGGUCCACUUGUAGUUGAUGGCAAACUGACCGGUAUAGUUUCUUGGGGCAUUGGUUGUGCUCAGGACUAUCCCGGCGUGUAUGCCAGUGUAUCCUAUCAUGCUGACUGGAUUGAACAGCAAGCGGCAGAGUAUUUGUGAGAUGAUAAGACGUAGAGGGAGUAUUAUAUAAAGAAACGCAUAACUAAAUACAAUCGAACAAAGGAUGAACGAACAAAAGCCAGUGAACAAAUAUACAUACAAACGCAAUAACAUUCCAAAUAAUAUAUAUAUUUACUUAAUAUCGAUACUAUAUUACUAACCUUACUAUAUUGUGAUAAAAAUGUUUUUUUUUUUUUUAAUAUUUUAUUAUUAUUUAUGCCAGUUUAUUGGUGAAGGAGUUACUAGAAAUAAAAAUAAUAAAUUGUGCUCAACAUUUCUUACAGA
Messenger RNA from Bactrocera dorsalis (oriental fruit fly), 1187 nucleotides. RefSeq names its product trypsin beta. The record is from RefSeq and is a predicted model, not a curated record. The coding region runs from base 78 to 902 and encodes 274 amino acids. Gene Ontology annotation, biological process: proteolysis. Lineage: Eukaryota; Metazoa; Arthropoda; Insecta; Diptera; Tephritidae. Gene Ontology annotation, molecular function: serine-type endopeptidase activity. The transcript has a single exon.